AUGUGUAUCGACAUAUCCAUUUUUGCCUACCACCUCGCUGGAUACAGCGCAAUCGCUCUGACAUGGGAAGAAAAUGUCCAUUAUAUGGGAAGGAAAACCGUACAGCAUGUGCUCCGGAGGUGCCAACAAUGGGCCGAAUAUCGAACAUGUUUUUUGGGUUGUGUGUUAGGUUGCCGAGAACUAUGCUUAUCUGUAAAUCCUGAGAAGAAGAGGUCCUUGGGUGCUCCUUGGAGAGAGUGCCGCACAAGCUACAACUUGUGCAUUAAAUUGUCACUGCGGUCGCGGCAUAUAUUUCUGUUGAAGAUGUUGUGCGGAACAGUGCAUCAAUUUACUUCAUGA
Vavraia culicis subsp. floridensis is the source of this 339-nucleotide messenger RNA. RefSeq lists its product as uncharacterized. The coding region runs from base 1 to 339 and encodes 112 amino acids. The transcript has a single exon. Lineage: Eukaryota; Fungi; Microsporidia; Pleistophoridae. The record is from RefSeq and is a predicted model, not a curated record.